AUUUUUGGUAUUUGAUAUUUUCAUCUGUAGUAGAUGCCUGAAAUACAAUAAUUAAGGCGGCUACAGACGCACGCUGAUGACUGAAUUUAUGAACGCGUGUUCAUUAACGUGCAUGCAUAGACACGAAUUUGCUUUAUGUACAGACGCUCAAACUUUUCUACCGACUUUUAAUCGGUGUGCGCGACGGAAGAAGUUGUGAUGUCGUCCGAUGAGGAGCUUGCUGUUAUGGCAGUGGCGUGCGAUUACGUUUUAAAAAGUGCCAAAAAGUCGAAAAAGCGUCGUCGCCUGUAGUCUAAGGAAUGGCUUUUGAAAAGACAGUCAUUUUCACAUAUUAACUUAUUGGAAGAAUUGAAAGGAGAACCCGUUGAUUGGCGUAAUUAUCUACGAAUGGAUGAGGAUACCUAUGUAGAAUUGUUUACUUCACUAAUAAAACGUCAGGACACAGUUAUGAGAUCUGAAAUAAGUGCACACGAACGGUUAACCGCAACCCUUCGAUAUUUGACGUCUGGACGAAAUUAUUUAAGAUUAUCUACGAUAAUAUCUCCGCACGCUUUGAGCGAAAUAAUUCCUGAAACAUGCUCAUCUAUAUACCAAGUACUACAGCAAAAAUACAUGAAGUUUCAUACAACAGAAACAGAAUGGAAAAGUAUCUCUGAAGGCUUUGAAGAAGUAUGCAACUUUCCUAAUUGUGUAGGAGCCGUAGAUCGCAAACAUGUUCAAAUCAAACCACCACCGGGCAGCGGAGAAUUUUAUUAUAAUUACAAGGGUUAUAACAGUUUAGUUCUCAUGUCUAUAUGUAAUGUAAAUUAUGAAUUUAUAAUGUGUGAUUUUGGUACCAACGGUCGAAUAUCGGAUGGAGGAGUCAUAGCAUGCACUCAUUUCUACACAAAAUUAAAAAAUAAAACAUUAAAGCUGCCACCUGCAACUUGCCCACGAAACAGUGACAGAGAGCUACCAUUUGUAUUCGUUGGAGAUGGAGCUUUUGCAUUACAUAGUGAUUUCUUAAAACCUAACAGUCAAAACGACCUGAAUCAUGAUCAAAAAAUUUAUGAUUACCGCUUAUCAAGGGCACGAUGCAAAAUUGAAAAUUCAUUUGGCAUACUAUCAGCAAGAUUUCAGGUACUUCAGUCAGCUAUCAGUCUACAGAUAGAAUCGAUAGACAAGGUCGUAAUGGCUUGCUGCGUCCUGCAUUAUUUCUUAAGACGCAAAUGCAGUCAGUCUUACACACCAAUGGAUUCUUUAGAUCAAGAAAAUCGUACAGACGGAACGGUGCAAAUGGGGCUUAGAGCAAAUCCUUCGCAACUAGCAAACCUGCAACGUAGCCAUAGCAGAAACUUCAGUAGCGAAGCAAGUCAAGUGCGUCGAGAGUUUACUCAAUUUUUUAACGAAGAAGGGGCUCUGAGUUGGCAAGAACGAAUGAUACAAUAAUAAUUAAUGGUGCCAUCAUAACAAUCAAAAUUUUUGCUUUUUUCGUCAGUUUAAGAAGUAGUUUUCUGAAUUAUUAUCACUUAAAAAUUAAAGCUGGCUGCUACAAUUUGGAAGAUUGUACACCACC
Acanthoscelides obtectus is the source of this 1555-nucleotide messenger RNA. The record is from the annotation of a GenBank genome assembly. Lineage: Eukaryota; Metazoa; Arthropoda; Insecta; Coleoptera; Chrysomelidae.